Molecule: messenger RNA, 2400 nt
Organism: Drosophila eugracilis
Lineage: Eukaryota; Metazoa; Arthropoda; Insecta; Diptera; Drosophilidae
Product: tetraspanin-18
Exons: 7
Coding region: 371-1174 (267 amino acids)
Cellular component (GO): membrane
Source: RefSeq, a predicted model, not a curated record
ACGGUUUCAGUUCGAAAGCAAGCUUCCAAGCAGACGGUCGCCGAUUCCAAGCCGCAGCUGAAAGUGAGUUACGAGUGAGAUUUAAGCCACGAUUCGAGUCGAAGUGAGUUGAGUACCGAGUGCAGUUAUCGUGGUCGGUGCCUGGAAGCCAAAGCAUCCAAUAACACACCCUACGCUCUCUUCUCGGGUCCCAGUUUCAAGCCAUCGGUGCGUCUCUAUCCGGAUUUCGCUGUUUUGAUAUAUCCAGUGGGUCGUAAAUCUUCGACGAACCGUAAAUUAUUAAAUAGCUCGCUACGUAGCGUGCUCAUAUUUUACAGUUGAGAGAGCUCCGGCGGAGGAAAACAGCCCCAAGAUUUCGAAAACAACGAAAAUGGUCUUCGACUGCGGAGUCUGGUGUGCAAAGUAUUUGCUUUGCAUAUUCAAUUUUAUAUUUUUCUUGCUAGGCACAAUUAUAUUUGGCGUUGGACUAUGGCUGGCCGUGGACAAGCACUCGCUGAUUGCUCUCCUCAAGCUGGUCGAGAGCGAGCGCAUUGAGCAAUUUACACAGCCCCAGGCCAUAGAGCAGCUGGCCUAUGUUCUGCUCGUCAUCGGAGCCGUCAUGUUCUUCAUGAGCUUCUUGGGCUAUCUGGGAGCCAUGCGCGAGUCCCGCUGUCUUCUGUCGACGUACGGCACCUUCUUGAUCCUUUUGCUGGUGGCCGAGAUCGUUGCCGGAGGACUGGGCGCCUUCUUCAAGGACAAGGUUCGGGCCGAGAGCAAAAACUUCUUGCAGACGACCAUCACCAGUUACUCGCUGGGUGAGAAUGUAGAUGCCACCUCGCUGAUGUGGAACCAGCUGAUGGGCAACUUUGGAUGCUGUGGCAUCAAUGAUUACCGUGACUUCGAGGCCUCACCAGCGUGGGUGAACGGCAAGGGUAACCGCACCAUUCCGGAUGCCUGCUGCAUUCUUAAGGAUGUGGCCAAGCUGGUGCCACGCGACGAGGACUGUGUAACCAAUCCCAGCGACAGCAACAGUUUCUACAAGAAGGGCUGCUAUGAGGUCUUUACUGAAUGGCUGAUUCGGCAGCGUGAACUGGUCAUCGUGGCCAUUGCGGUGGGCAUUGUCCAUCUGGUCCUCAUCAUUCUGGCCUUUGCCCUGUGCAAGGCUUUUGCCAAAUACAACGACAUGCGUCUGUAAAUCUCAGAUGGCGAGCAAAUCAACGGAUGUUGUGACAGUUUUCAGAGUUAGAAAUGUAGACGUAGGAACGAGCCAAAACAGCAGGACAGUGAAGAGCGACGAUCCCUCCUAGAAAUCCCUUUAAAAAAAGAAGUAACAAGAAAAACAACACCCUACCGAACACCGCGACGUGCUCAAUGGAAACAAAAUAUAAAAUUUCUGCAUUUGCCGCAUGAAACGGGACAGAGACACUUAUACACACAGUUUAAUACAGCUCUCUACUCUAACGAUAAGCUAAGAUCAUAGCCACAGCAUAAUCCAUUUACCGAUAAUAUUCAAGAUAUAUUCAAGAUGUCUUACAAGAAAAAUGUUGCUCAAUGUUUUGCCAGCAAGAAAAAGCAGAUCUGAAGGAAAUCUGAAAGGUUUUACGAAUGAAACUCACACCCACUUGGAAUAUUUAUUUGUGAAUCUGUUUUGAUAGCAGUUUUAGUUGUUAAGUAGAAAACUACAAUAUCCAUAUAAUAUUGUAACUAUUUCUUAGUCUAUUUACGAUUUUGUUAUGCAAUCAAGGAAGGCGUUCGAUCGACAAACCACUCAAAAACAUCACAGAAACCACAUAAAUUAAGUCGCAAGAUAAACAUACAAAUUUGGAGAUUGAGCGAACCAUGAAAUCAAUUUUGAAUGAUAACUUUUAACGAGGCAUUAAGUUUGGAUGCCGCAAGAAGCAUUACGCCCAUAAUAAAAUACAAGUAUGCAUAUACAAUACAAAAUAUCGAUUGAAAAUGAUAAGAAAAGACAACAACAACAACAAAAAAUAAACAAACGAAAUGGCAUUGACAUUAUACUAGUAUGUGUAUUAGUUAGUAAGUCUCUAACCUUAAGUUGUAAUUUUAGUUGUUUUUGCUAUGGCUAUCUUCGAGUUUUUAACUACAUAUGCCGGGGUCAUGCGACGUUGUGGUCCCGGUCCUUUUGUUAAAAAUGAAUGUUGUACAUUUUUGAAUUCUAUAUAUACAUAUAUAACUAUUAUUAAUGAAUAUUAUAUACACGUAUGUCUGUAGUUUACUUAAUGUACUUUUUGGAAACAGAGCAAUGAAAAGCCCUAAAACGAAAUCAUAAAACUAAAAACAAACUCACACACAUAAAAACGGUAAAUUUCCCAUGAACGCGAGGCAAAAAACCCAAUUUAAAGAUGUACAUUUCUGAACGUGAAUGAAAAAGUAAUUAAAAUAAAGAAAAAUUAAAUCAAA